Messenger RNA from Candidozyma haemuli, 360 nucleotides. RefSeq names its product 40S ribosomal protein eS26 (gene RPS26A). The transcript has a single exon. Gene Ontology annotation, biological process: translation. Gene Ontology annotation, molecular function: mRNA binding; structural constituent of ribosome. Gene Ontology annotation, cellular component: ribosome; cytosolic small ribosomal subunit. The coding region runs from base 1 to 360 and encodes 119 amino acids. The record is from RefSeq and is a predicted model, not a curated record. NCBI's taxonomy places the organism in Eukaryota, Fungi, Ascomycota, Pichiomycetes, Serinales, Metschnikowiaceae.
AUGCCAAAGAAGAGAGCUUCCAACGGUAGAAACAAGAAGGGCAGAGGUCACGUCAAGCCAGUCAGAUGUUUGAACUGUGCUAGAUGUGUGCCAAAGGACAAGGCCAUCAAGAGAGUCACCAUCAGAAACAUGGUUGAGGCUGCUGCCGUGAGAGACUUGUCUGAGGCCUCCGUCUACCAGGAGUACGCCUUGCCAAAGUUGUACAACAAGUUGCACUACUGUGUCUCCUGUGCCAUUCACGCCAGAAUCGUCAGAGUCAGAUCUAGAUCCGACAGAAGAAUCAGAACUCCUCCACAGAGAAAGAGAUUCUCCGCCGACAGAAAGGUCUCUCCUGCCGACGCUGCCAAGAAGGCCGCCUAA